Molecule: messenger RNA, 954 nt
Organism: Dendronephthya gigantea
Lineage: Eukaryota; Metazoa; Cnidaria; Anthozoa; Malacalcyonacea; Nephtheidae
Product: fibroblast growth factor receptor 3-like
Exons: 4
Coding region: 58-597 (179 amino acids)
Biological process (GO): cell surface receptor protein tyrosine kinase signaling pathway; multicellular organism development; positive regulation of kinase activity
Cellular component (GO): signaling receptor complex
Molecular function (GO): transmembrane receptor protein tyrosine kinase activity; ATP binding
Source: RefSeq, a predicted model, not a curated record
AAGGAAAGACUUACUUUCGCAAAUUUGGUCUCAGCUGCAAUUCAAAUAUGCAAUGGAAUGAAAUUUCUUGCCUCUAAAAAGUGCAUUCACCGUGAUCUUGCUGCGCGUAAUGUUUUAGUUUCGGAUAGUUACGUGAUGAAAGUUGCAGAUUUUGGUUUGGCAAGGGAAGUGUUCGAUAGUGACAACUAUGUAUCUAACACGCAAGCAUAUCUUCCAAUUAAAUGGAUGGCACUGGAGUCUUUAUUGGAAAAAGUGUACACAGAAGAAAGUGAUGUCUGGUCCUUCGGUAUUUUGCUUUGGGAAAUGUUCACACUUGGCCAAACACCGUAUCCUUCUAUUCCUGUUCAACAACUUGUAGCUUUACUCAAAGAUUGUUUGAGGAUGGAAAAACCUGAUCAUUGUCCAACUGAAAUUUACCUCACAAUGCUGGAGUGUUGGAAUGAAAAUCCAAAAAAUCGUCCCACUUUUGAAUUGCUUUUUGCUAAACUUAGGGAGCUUUUACAAGCAAAUAUUAUUGAGAAUUCAAGAAUUGACAUGGAUAACAAUUGGGACAAAGACAAAGUUGUUUGCACAGAAACCGACAUCCUUCACUGCUGAAGUCAGUCGUCCAUACUCAAAGAAGUAUGUUUCUAAUAAUCAGCCCACAAUACAGUUAUAUAUGAAAGCUGAAAAAUGCGAAAAAUAACGUUAACUAAAAUUUUGAUCAUGCAAGUAAAUGUAAAUCCAAUUAGUUGCAGACUUGCAGUUAGUUCUAACUGAAGCAGAGGCUGAGAAAUAAUGUGCUCCUUUUAAGACUUUAACAAUGAAUAGUUUUUUAGCCUAGCUUUCUAAGAAAAGUUUUUAGGUUAUACCCAUAAAGAGGUAGUUCAACCUACGAGUUAGUUGGGAGUUCUGGUUCGAUAGAACGUUCAAGAGGUUUCUCUCGAACACUGAUUUCGUAAACCGAAUAUUAUU